UUCUUCCUUACAUAUAUUACUUAAUCCUGUGGGUGUCUAAAAUGAUUCUUAAAAAUUUUUUUUUAAUUACUCAAGCUGGAGAGAAGGGAAGUUCCGACUUGCUGCGUGAUCCACGAGGAUUUGCCAUGAAAUAUUAUACAGACGAAGGCAAUUGGGACUUGGUCGGCAACAAUGCCCCAAUAUUCUUCAUUCGAGACCCAAUCCUCUUCCCCAGUUUUAUCCACAGCCAAAAGAGAAAUCCGAGGACAAAUCUGCACGACCCAAAUAUGGUUUGGGAUUUUGUGUCGUUGAGGCCUGAGGCUAUAAACAUGAUAUUGAGGAUAUUUUCUGAUUUGGGAACGCCUGAUGGGUUUAGAAAGAUGCAUGGGUUUGGAACUAAUACGUUCAAAUUGGUCAACGCAAACGGAACAGCCGUUUAUUGCAAAUUUAAAUUAGAAUCGGUUCAAGGUGUUCACAAUUUAACAGCAGAAACGGCUGCAAAGUUAGCACAGGAAGACCCAGAUUAUUCUACGAGAGAUUUAUUUAAUGCCAUUGAAAGAGGAGACUUCCCUAAAUGGAUUUUUAAAAUACAAGUAAAUUAUAAAGAGAAAAAUCAGAAUUUUUACAAUCAGAAUUCUGAUUUUAGUAGAAUUUUGAAAUUCUGA
Meloidogyne enterolobii is the source of this 644-nucleotide messenger RNA. Lineage: Eukaryota; Metazoa; Nematoda; Chromadorea; Rhabditida; Meloidogynidae. The record is from the annotation of a GenBank genome assembly.